GUUUACGGCAGCAGCUGGGGAUAGACGUGGAGGCUGUGAGCGGAAUGGCGGCGGCGUCGGCCGAGGAGGCACAGCCGGUACCGGGCGGUAACAGCAGCUGGAAUAAAGACCUAGCUGAAGCAUUGGAUGAAGGUGGCUAUGACCUGGAAACACUUAGAAACAUAAUUCAAGGACGAUGCAUACCAAGUGACCAAAGGGCCAAAGUGUGGAAGAUUUCACUUAAUGUAGCAGGGAAAGUAGGUAGCUUGGGAUCAUGGGAUGGAUCUCUAGACCUACCUGAACAGACGUUAAUUCAAGAAGACUGCCAAAAACUCAUAGACUAUUUUUCAGUGCCGGAAGAGGAAAAGACACAAUUACUUUCAGAUGUUGAAUCUGUGAUCACAUUCUACUGCAAAUCUCGAAAUGUCACUUAUACUCAGAGUCUUGGCUGGACUGACUUGCUUAAACCUCUUGUUCCACUCCGAUUGCCGCGGAAUGAUUUAUAUAAUUGUUUUUAUGCCAUCAUGAAUAAAUACAUACCUAGGGAUUGUCUCCCCAAGGGUCGACCAUUCCACCUCUUCAGGCUUCUUCUGCAGUAUCAUGAACCAGAGCUUUGCUCUUUUCUUGAUACAAAGAAGAUUACUCCAGAUUCCUAUGCAAUCAACUGGGGAGCAAGCCUCUUUGCCGGCUGUUGUACAGAAGAUGUUGCCCAGCUGAUGUGGGAUGUGUAUCUACAGCAAGCAGACCCUUUCCUAAUCUUUUUUCUCAUGUUAGUCAUUCUAGUUAAUGCAAAAGAAAUUAUAUUGUCUCAAGAGGCAGCAUGUAAGGAGGAGCUCAUUCGAUCACUUGAAAGUGUUCCAUGCAACCUGGAGACAGAAGAUAUAGACGAUCUCUAUUCAUUGGCACUGUAUUAUUAUGCCCGUACGCCUGCUUCCUUUAGAAAGGAAAACCAAAACCUGUUUGGAAGUAACCUACUGGGCCUGAAGGAUGAUGAGAUGGAUUUGAGUCAAGCUUUAUGCCUGCCCGUUUCAGUAUCAGAAAUACUACAGGCAAAUCAACAGCAAGGGGAUGGAGUUCGAUUCUUUGUAGUAGAUUGUCGACCUGCAGAACAGUACAAUGCUGGGCAUCUUUCUACAGCAUUUCAUUUGGACUCGGACCUGAUGCUGCAAAAUCCUGCAGAGUUUGCUCUUUCAGUUAAGUCUCUUUUGGAAGCACAGAAACAGUCCAUUGAGUCGGGGUCAGUAGCUAGCGGUGAACAUCUGUGCUUCAUGGGAAGCGGCCGAGAGGAGGAGGACAUGUACAUGAACAUGGUGCUGGCUCACUUUCUUCAGAAAAACAAAGAGUAUGUUAGCAUUGCCAGAGGGGGCUUUAUGGCAUUGCAGCAGCACCUUGUAGACAUAAAUGUAGAUGGGCCAGAAAAUGGCUACGGUCACUGGAUUGUUAGUACAUCUGGAUCUCGUGGAAGCAUUUCUUCUGCUGAUGGUGAUUCCCCAAAUGGUUCAGGUGAUGGAAGGGGAGUCAAGUCAUUAGUAAAUAAAAUGACCUUUGCCCUUAAAUCCAAAUCGGUGAAUGUAAAAGAGAAAGUGAUCAGUUUCAUUGAGAAUACAUCUGCACCAGUUGAAAGAAUGACUUUUCAACUUCCUUGGCCAGAAAAAGUGAACGUAGAUUGGCACGUGAGCAGCAGUGACAAGUUGGGAAAACCCUAUCGUGGUGUAAAACCCGUCUUCAGUAUUGCAGAUGAAGAGGAGUAUGAUACAGAUGAAAUUGACAGUUCUUCCAUGUCCGAUGAUGAUAGGAAAGAGAUGGUGAAUAUUCAGACGUGGGUGAACAAGCCUGACAUUAAACACCACUUUCCAUGCAAUGAGGUGAAGGAGACGGGACAUAUGUUUCCAAGUCACCUUCUGGUAACAGCAACUCACAUGUAUUGUUUGCGAGAAAUGCCAUCCCGGAAAGGAUUUGCUUAUAUUCAAUCACGGCAGGCCUUGACUUCGAUGGUGAAGAUUACAUCCAAGAAAAAGCACCCAGAGCUGAUUACAUUUAAAUUUGGAAACAGUAAUGCCUCACCAGUGGAGAUUUUGGCUGUGGAAAGGUAUUUGAUACCAAAUGCAGGAGAUGCCACUAAAGCCAUAAAGCAGCAGAUCAUGAAAGUCCUUGAUGCACUAGAAAGCUGAUAAAUAGAAAACGCAAGCUGUUGCCUUCAAAAGCUAAGGAGACUGAGAACACAAGAUGGUGGAUAUUUCACUUGGGAUGAUCAACCCACCAGAAAUUCUGUUUCUAGCAUUGGAACAUCUGGGCUUGACUCAAAACUGAUCCAGAUUUGUGGGUGUUGCAUUAAAUUCUGUUAUUUGGUACACAGCAAACUGCAAAAUAUCGGGGAAUUUGAACUCUCUUUGAGAACCAAGCCCCUAAAAGGUAGGCUUGUGUUGAAGGCAAAAUGUUUGGUCUGUUUGAAUAUUCUUAAUUUAUAAUUGUUGAUACAGGUAUUUGUUUUUUUUUCCAAAUAGUUUGAUAUGAAAUUUCCUUAAUGGCUAACAUUUUCCCCUUAGAUUUAAUAAUCACUGUAUAGAAGUAACAGACUUUACCUUGGAUGUUUUUGUUUAAGCACCUUAAUUUGAAAAAAAAUCUUUUAAUACAAUACAAAGGGACUAAUAUUAUUUUCACCAGGCUUUUAGCAGAGGGCGUAUUCAGUUCAUGCUUUCCCUGCAGUUCUGUUCCCCUAUGAAAUUUCUGUUGCAACCUCUACUUUGUGCCUACUUCAGUAAUAUAAUUUUCAGUAAAUUAAUGUAAACAAACUUUUGGUGUUACUGUAUGCCACUUACUGCUGUUUAUAAAACGCAGCUGUAAAUAAACUGGGAGAAUUUAAUCCUAAUUUUAGCAAUUGUUUGUCUGUCACUUAAAACUGUGUGCAGUGUAAUAUAACCCAGCAUUUUACAUGUUAAAAGGGUAAUGUCAGGAAUUUCUGGUUUACAAUCCAUUGCCAUUUCAGAGUAUUAAAAACUGAUUACCACAGUAUUUACACUAAAUGUAUUUUGCAUUGAUUUAACAUGAGAUCUCCAGAAGAAACUGAGUUUGUGACUUCAACCUGUUCCAAUUGAAUGGUGUGGUUAUUCUUACCUGUCAAUAUUGUUUAGUGUCAAGGGUUACAUGUGCACUGGCUUCAUCCUUCCUGCAUGCCAGUUAUAAACAUCCUUUUGUUAUUGAUAGAGUCUGUAUUUUUAAUAAAACCAAUUUGAUCCUC
Carcharodon carcharias (great white shark) is the source of this 3217-nucleotide messenger RNA. It is a transcript of the gene tbc1d23, whose product is annotated as TBC1 domain family, member 23. The coding region runs from base 45 to 2150 and encodes 701 amino acids. Gene Ontology annotation, cellular component: trans-Golgi network. Lineage: Eukaryota; Metazoa; Chordata; Chondrichthyes; Lamniformes; Lamnidae. The transcript is spliced from 19 exons. The record is from RefSeq and is a predicted model, not a curated record. Gene Ontology annotation, biological process: retrograde transport, endosome to Golgi; embryonic brain development.